Molecule: messenger RNA, 627 nt
Organism: Acytostelium subglobosum LB1
Lineage: Eukaryota; Evosea; Eumycetozoa; Acytosteliales; Acytosteliaceae
Exons: 2
Coding region: 1-627 (208 amino acids)
Biological process (GO): translation
Cellular component (GO): ribosome; mitochondrial large ribosomal subunit
Molecular function (GO): structural constituent of ribosome
Source: RefSeq, a predicted model, not a curated record
AUGUCUACAUCAUAUAGAUAUCUGGUCAACAAUGUAGCACCAAAUACAACAGCAGCAAGAAUGAUGAUGACCAGCUCAUCAUCAAUGACAUCAGUACCAUACAACUUUAACAACAACUUUAACAACAUCAACAACAACAACAAUAUAAUCAUCAACAGCAGUAUAAACAACAACUUUAACAACAACAACAACAACAAUAUAUAUAGAUCAUCAAACAACAUAUACUCGUUUAACUCAUCACUGCAUGAUAUCAUUGAAUAUAACAACAAGAGAAUAAUGGAGGAGAUUAAUGACUUUGAGAAUGAGGACUUUGACGAUGCCAUCGGUGACCUCAGGAUCUCAAACAUCCCAUCACCACUGGAAAUCGAUCCAAUGAUCGCCUCCCUCUCAUCCAUCUCACUGAAACCCUCUUCAGGUCUCAGUCUCCUCGAUCAAGCCAUCGACGAAUCAUCCUCUAUUUCCGACUCUGUUGAGCAUGAUAGCAUCGAGUGCAUUAAGAGAACAUAUCAACCAUCAGUGUUGAUCAGGAAGCGUAGACAUGGAUUCAUGCACAGGAUGUCGUCCAAGGCUGGUAGACGUGUGUUGCAGAGAAGGAUCACUCACGGCAGAUCACAUAUCUCUGCUUAA